Cannabis sativa is the source of this 2113-nucleotide messenger RNA. RefSeq names its product beta-hexosaminidase 2. The record is from RefSeq and is a predicted model, not a curated record. Gene Ontology annotation, biological process: carbohydrate metabolic process; glycosaminoglycan metabolic process. Gene Ontology annotation, molecular function: beta-N-acetylhexosaminidase activity. The transcript has 2 exons. NCBI's taxonomy places the organism in Eukaryota, Viridiplantae, Streptophyta, Magnoliopsida, Rosales, Cannabaceae. Bases 296 to 2044 code for a protein of 582 amino acids. Gene Ontology annotation, cellular component: membrane.
GAAAGGGCAAGUGUUCAAAUAGCCGUCCCACACACAUGUGACGAUAAGACGAAGUUGACUUAGAUAAAUUCAAGAAAAUUGUUGCAUAAUAGUAACAAGUCAAACGAAUCCAAACAAAUUACGAAAUGGAAACAAAGGAAUAAUCAAAUCAACAAUGCCAAUAGAUUUAUAUAAUUUACGAGUUAUUAAAUUUGUUUUGUAUUCUAUAUGUCUAAUGUAAAUUUCUUGGUCUUCAUAUGAUCAUCUCUAUAUUUAUAGCUAACAAAUUUCUCACCAAAUAUUGACACAAAACACAAUGCCUCAUUAUUACUUUCUCAGUGAAAUCAUUAAAGCCUUCAUUUUCCUCAUAUUCUUCUUUAUCGGGGCUAUCUCAUCUCCCUAUAAACCAAAACCCACCUCCAUUGAUGUAUGGCCAAAGCCAAGAACCGUUUCCUGGUCUCAACCGCAGGCCCAUCUCCUCUCUCCCACUUUCUCCAUCGCCACGCCAAGCCACCACUACCUCAGGGCAGCAGCCAAUCGCUACCGCGCGCAGAUUCUAACGGAGCACCACCAGCAGCUAGUCCCACCUUCUGUCGUCCUCAUCAAUGUCUCUGCAACCCCAUUGCAGGCCCUCAAUAUCGAUGUGGCCGACCUCACUGCGCCCCUCCAUCACGGCGUCGACGAGUCAUACAACCUUUCCAUCCCCGCGAGCGGCAGCGUCGCCCGUCUGACUGCUCGAACAGCCUGGGGAGCCAUGAGAGGCCUGGAGAGCUUCUCCCAGCUCGUCUGGGGGAGUCCCUCAGUGGUGGCGGUCGGUAUCAGCUUGUCUGAUUCGCCGCUUUUUGGGCACAGAGGACUGAUGUUGGAUACCUCUAGAAAUUAUUUUCCAGUGAAAGACAUACUGAGAACUAUUUCCGCCAUGAGUGCCAACAAGCUCAACGUCUUCCAUUGGCACAUAACUGACUCGCAUUCUUUCCCGUUGAUGGUACCUUCGGAGCCGGAUCUGGCAGAUAAGGGCUCUUAUGGGUCUGAUAUGCAGUAUUCGCCAGAUGAUGUGACCCGAAUUGUGGAGUUUGGGCUUCAACACGGCGUUAGAGUAAUGCCGGAAAUCGACGCUCCAGCUCAUACUGGAUCUUGGGCCCAAGCAUAUCCGGACAUAGUGACUUGUGCCAACAUGUUCUGGUGGCCAGCCGGGGCACCAUGGGAGGAUCGGCUUGCGGCUGAACCAGGAACCGGUCAACUAAACCCAUUAAACCCCAAAACCUACAAAGUAGUCAAAAACAUCAUAAAUGACAUCAUUAAACUAUUCCCUGAACCUUAUUACCAUGGGGGCGCUGAUGAGAUUAUCCCUAACUGUUGGAAAUUAGAUCCAACCAUCCAAUCCAUGUUAUCCAACGGUGGAACUCUCAGUCAAGUCUUGGAGAUUUUCGUCAACUCCACCUUGCCGUACAUAACCUCACUCAAUCGUACUGUUGUAUAUUGGGAAGACAUUUUACUCGACGAAACCAUUAAGGUUGACCCAAAAUUCCUUCCACCAGAGAACAUCAUUUUGCAGACGUGGAGGAACGGCCAUAACAAUACCAAACAAAUUGUUUCAGCAGGGUACCGUACGAUUGUCUCUUCGUCGGAGUUCUACUAUUUGGAUUGUGGCCACGGAGACUUUACAGGGAACAACAGCAUUUACAACAUACAGACUGGCACAACUGGUGAUGGUGGGUCGUGGUGCAAUCCAUUCAAGACUUGGCAAACUAUAUACAAUUAUGACAUCCUUUACGGGCUGAGUAAAGAAGAGUCUAAGCUUGUGCUUGGUGGUGAGGUUGCGCUUUGGUCAGAGCAAGCUGAUCAGACGGUACUCGACUCUCGAAUCUGGCCGCGUGCUUCCGCGUUAGCCGAGGUUUUGUGGUCUGGAAACCGUGACGAGAAAACUGGAAUUAAGAGAUCUGCGGAAGCCACUGAUCGGUUGAAUGAGUGGAGAAGCAGAAUGGUAAGCAGAGGAGUUGGAGCUGAACCUAUUCAACCACUUUGGUGUGUUAGAAAUCCGGGAAUGUGCAACACAGCUAACUAGUUAAUUUAUACAUUAUACAGAUACACCUUUUAUUUGUGUUUCAGUGAGAAGUAUUUCAUUGUUGCCAAA